AUGAAGCUUUCUUGGAUUACUCUCGUUGCUGCUCAGUUCUCAGCUGUCGUCGCGUUGCCUACCUCAAAUGAUCGCGGCAGCGCUCUUGUCUCUCGAGGCGGACGAGCUGCCGAUGCAGGCGAGACUGGUGCGGAAGCUGAAACAGGUGCUAGUGAGCCCGCGGUCGGUGGCGAAGCCGGAGGGGAGAAUAAAGCGAACGAGGUCGAGCAGCAAGCUCAGUUCGACACACCCAUCGCAGUUGGAGGCAACGACAUCAAGACUGACACACUGUAUCCUCCUGGUGUCAACGGUGUCUUCGAGGUUGAAUUACAAGGCCCUGUGGGGCGCACCUUGACAGUCACUGAGAAUAAAAGCCCAGCUGCUCCGCCCGUUGGGUUUAUUGCUGUUGAACCUGUUUCUUGGAUCAUCUCCCUCGCUGAAGGCACGGGUGGUCUUACGCUUCAGAAAGUAGAUUACAUUCUGAACGCCAACAAUACUCUGGACAUUAGCAAAGGCCAGGCUGCUCGCUUGUGCACCGAAACAAACGCCUUUGUCAUUGGACCUGCCGUCGGCGAGCUGGAGUUCGAGCGAGAAGAAAACGAACUGACUGUCACCGUGGCCAACAUCAACGGAGAAUUCGCCUUCUUCAUCCCGGAUCCCGCCGCAGUCGCAGCUCCGCCAGCGGUACCCGCUCCGCCGGCUGGCACGGCCACACCUGCAGCACCUGCCACUGGAGAAGCACUGAGCGGCCAGGCGCUGAUGGAAGCUAUUCUUGCGCAUCUUUCAGGCCCAUAA
Verticillium alfalfae VaMs.102 is the source of this 774-nucleotide messenger RNA. RefSeq lists its product as hypothetical. The record is from RefSeq and is a predicted model, not a curated record. Bases 1 to 774 code for a protein of 257 amino acids. The transcript has 3 exons. Lineage: Eukaryota; Fungi; Ascomycota; Sordariomycetes; Glomerellales; Plectosphaerellaceae.